CCCCCGAGGGCGGCGGCCAGCGGGGGCGGGGCGGCAGCGCGGGGCGGCUCGCGGGUGUGUGGCGGGGCCGCGCCGCUCCCUUCCCCCUGCGGCGCACCGCACUGCGCAGGCGGCGGCGCUGGCGCGAUGGCGGCCGGGGACGGCGGCGACGAGGUGCGGGUGUUGCAGAACCUCCGCGGGAAGAUCUAUGACGCCAAACACUUAGUACCCAACAAAAUGAGAGACUUUUUCUGUACCAUAAACUUGGACCAAGAAGAAGUUUUCCGUACACAAGUAGUUGAAAAAUCUUUAAGCCCUUAUUUUGGGGAAGAGUUUUACUUUGAGAUUCCAAGACCAUUCCAGUGGUUGUCCUUCUACAUGUAUGAUAAGAGUGUUUUACAAAAAGACCUGCGUAUAGGAAAGGUGUCCAUCAAAAAAGAAGAUCUAUGCAACUACACAGGAAAAGAGAACUGGUUUAUGCUUCAACCUGUUGAUUCUAAUUCAGAGGUUCAGCAAAAGGAAGAUGUUCAGGGCAUUCACAAGGUCUGCAUACUAAAACUAGUUAAGGCAGCUAUUACAGGAAAAGUUCACCUUGAAUUAAAACUGAAUGAACUGAUAACAGAUAAUGGAUCUGUGUGCCAGCAACUAGUAGUACACAUAAAGGAGUGCCAUGGGUUGCCUCUUAUAAAUGGACAGAAUUGUGACCCUUACGCAACAGUCUCUCUUGUGGGCCCUUCCAGGAAUGACCAAAAGAAGACCAAAGUAAAGAAGAAAACAAGCAAUCCGCAGUUUAACGAAACAUUUUAUUUUGAGGUAACCAGGUCCAGCAGUUACACCAAAAAGUCCCAGUUUCAGGUAGAAGAAGAAGAUAUUGAGAAACUAGAAGUCAGGGUUGACCUAUGGAAUAAUGGAAAUUUGGUACAAGAUGUGUUUCUAGGAGAAAUUAAAGUUCCUGUGAAGGUGUUAAGAAAUGAUUCCUUUCAAGCAUGGUACUUACUUCAACCAAGAGAAAAUGGAAACAAGUCUUCUAAAACUGAUGAUUUGGGAUCACUUCGAUUAAAUAUCUGUUAUACUGAGGACUGUGUGCUUCCAUCUGAAUACUACACUUCUCUAAGAAACUUGCUGCUAAAAUCAUCAGAUGUUCAGCCAAUUUCUGCAUCUGCUGCCUACAUACUGAGUGAAGUUUGUCGAGACAAGUAUGAUGCUGUUCUGCCUCUUGUGCGGUUGUUGCUACACCACCAUAAGCUCGUUCCAUUUAUUGCUGCAGUGGCAGAACUAGAUCUAAAGGACACUCAAGAAGCAAACACAGUCUUCAGAGGCAACACAUUAGCAACGCGGUGUGUAGAUGAAAUGAUGAAAAUAGUGGGGAAGCACUACCUAAAGGUUACUUUGAAACCUGUUAUUGACGAGAUAUGUGAGUCUCCUAAACCCUGUGAAAUAGAUCCCAUCAAAUUAAGAGAAGGGGAUAACGUAGAAAUCAAUAUGGAAAAUCUACGCUAUUAUGUAGACAAAGUAUUCCGUGAAAUUGUGCGGUCAAGUAUAAGUUGUCCUACCCUAAUGUGUGAUGUUUUUUAUUCUUUGAGGCAUCUGGCUGCCAAAAGGUUUCCAAAUGACCCUCAUGUACAGUAUUCUGCAGUGAGCAGCUUUGUGUUUCUUCGUUUCUUUGCUGUAGCCGUAGUCUCACCUCAUACUUUUCAUUUACGACCUCACCAUCCAGAUGCACAGACUUCUAGAACAUUAACUCUUAUAUCAAAAGCCAUCCAGACCUUGGGGAGUUGGGGAAGUUUGACCAAAAGCAAACUUUCAAGUUUCAAGGAGACGUUUAUGUGUGAGUUUUUCAAAACAUUUCAAGAAGAAAAAUUUACUGAAUCUGUGAAAAAGUUCUUAGAUGAUGUUUCCUCUACUGAAAGUAAAGAGCCCAGUGGCCUGAGUGAGCCAGUGCAUCUAAAAGAAGGAGAAAUGUACAAAAGAGCUCAGGGAAGGACUCGGAUUGGUAAAAAGAAUUUCAAGAAGCGGUGGUUCUGUCUAACAAGUAGAGAACUCACCUACCACAAACAGCAAGAUAAAGAACCUAUUUUCACUAUUCCAAUCAAAAACAUCCUUGCAGUAGAAAAACUUGAUGAGAACUCCUUCAACAAGAAAAAUAUGUUUCAAGUACUGCAUGGAGAAAAGCCGCUCUACAUCCAGGCAAAUAACUGUGUAGAAGCUAGUGAGUGGAUAGAAGCUCUUUGCCGAGUAACGAGAUGCAACCAGAAGAGGCUUAGUUUUUACCACCCUUCUGCUUUUCUGAAUGGGAGCUGGCUUUGCUGCAAGGCUACAAUAGAGAACACGGUGGGCUGUGCUCGUUGUACUGCAGAUGUUCCUGCUGAUACUCAAAUUGAGAUUGAUGGAGACAGAGAGACAGAAAGAAUUUACUCACUUUUCACUAUCAACAUAUCUAAACUACAGAAGUUGGAAGAGGCUUGCGGAAGUAUAGCAGUCUAUCAAGGUCCACGGAAAGAACCAGAUGAUUAUUCUAACUUCACCAUUGAAGAUUCUGUAGCAACUUUUCAUACACUUAAACAGAUAAUAGAUACAGUAGAAAAGCUGAAUGAAUGGCAUGAAAAAUAUCAAAUGAAGAGAUCAUCUAGUGCUAAAUAUGGCAGUGAAGAAAAUCCAAUUGUUGGAAAGGUUUCCUAACCGAAGCAAACAGGCACACUGGGAUGGAAAAAGAAACUGGAAAUGUUCUUGAGUGUUUGUUUCUUGGUUUUGUUUGUUUUGUUUUUAAAAAUCCAUUAUAUGCAUUUUUACAAAGUAUUUAAGAAUGAACACAAAAGCUAGUUGCGUUGACAAUCUAUUUAAUAUUUAAUAGCAAAAUAUUUACUUGGAAAUCUGGUCUUAAGGUUUAUUCUCAUUUUGCUGAAGAACUUGAAGUUCCAGGUUCUUGAGGUACCAGUGUGAAUAAAUCUAAAUGUCAUUUUGCCAUUGUUGUCUUAUUGGAAGAACUUUCUAAACAAAUAAGCUUUUUUCAUGGAAGAAAGUCCACAUGGUAUUUGGUUGGAUUACAUCUCUCAAUACAUACACUGCAAACAUGAGUUUACCAUGAGUGCCUGCCCUGCUGAUAAUGGAUCUUGAAAUAGAAGUCCCAAGAUACUAUGACAUGGAAAUGAUCUGAAGCUUCACACUCAAUUCAUUUGACUUUUUUUCUUGUAUUAGGUUUUGUCAGGACUUGAUUUAUCUACAUCUGAAGUCUUACAAAAUCAUGCAGUAUGCUGCAAAUAAUCUGGACAGCAGAUACCAGUGUUAGUUAUGUUUUUACUGAAGAAGAAAUCAGGGAACUUGUGUUGUGCCUCUUGUUUACAUUUGGUGUGAGUAAUAUAUGGAGUGACAUGACAUUAGACCACUAUGUAUUUUCUUUAGGAUGUUUUUAAGGUACGUAUUUUUUCUUAAUCUAAAAAGUGCAGGGUAGCAACAUUGUUUUUAAAUAAGUUUGCCUACAGAUAGAAAAAUUUAAAUGUGAACAGGUUGUGGUUAAGUACUGAUCAAUUUAUAUCAUCCAAUGUAUGAUUUUUUUCUUGUUAUUUUUUAAUAAAAAGUAAUGGCUAGGUCCAGCUCACUUUUUGACUAGAAAUCUAAUAAAUAAUUUCUAUUAUAAUCACUCAAAGCACUUUAGAUAUCUGGACUAUCCCAGAUUAUUUUUAGAUACUUUGUAGUAUCUGCUUGUUAUGAUCAGUUGAAUGAUCAACAUUGUUUUGUCUUUAAGCAAUGCUUCAGUGAAUAUUUUUGUAUCUUUAGUUAUAUGGAUUCGUAUUUGCCACUUAACUCAAUUUUAAACUGGCAUUCUUGACUUUAAGAUUAAUUUUUGCUCAUUUCAUCUGAGAAGUUAGGUUUAUACUGAAAGAACAUAUAUGUAUAUAACCAAGAAGAAGCAAAGGUAUUACUGUGGUAACUUUGCUUCGUCAGUAUUAAAUACAAUGGUACUGCUUGGAAUAUUAUUGUUAAUAAUAACUGUAUGUGGUACUUUUAUUUUUGGAGCAUUUGCUGUGGGAUCUUUUGUUGUUGUUAUAUUGGGUGUGUUCUGGGGUUUGAUGUUUUUGUUUGUUUGUUUUACAAUCAUGAUUUGGCCAAAUUAAUUAGGAAUGUAAAUUAAAAAUAGAACAGAAAUCCAUAAUGCUUGAAACAGUCAGCUAUUUAAAUUACUAUACAUUUAUGAUGCUGUUGUAGGGAGGCUUUCUGUAAUAGAAGCAAGUUGGCAAGACAGGAUUGAAAUCUCUUUUUGAAUGAAUGAGAGUUGUUAGAGUAGCUAUUUGGUUUAAUACCAGACAAACUAUUUCAGAGUAUCUGGGAUUCAGUACUAGCAUCUGCAGCGUUGCAAUCACUUAAUCACCUCAACUGUGGUUUGCCUUUUCCUUUUUGACACAUUUGAUGUAUUCGAAGGGACUUCUAUCUGCCAACAGUUGAAAAGGGGGGGAGGAGAAGGGAAUAAUGCCAAGAAAUGUGUUUUGCCGAGGUAACGUGGGUCAGAUUAAUUGCCAUUAAUUAAAAGCUGCCAUUAAACAAAUGUGGUUGAGUGUCCAAGUUAGGUUUUGCUGUAUAUGGAUUAACCCUGUGCCAAACUGUCUUGUUCCUAGGAAGCCAAUUUCUGUUGUUUUCAAAGUCAAAUUUAUGAAAACUUAAAUUGUAUACUCUUGCAACGUUUUUAAAAAUAUGCACUUUUUUGCUUUGGUACAGAAACAUCUAGGAAAAAAACAAAGGCCAUUGAAUAUUUGUGACCAUUAAGAUUCCUUAUUUUAUAACAUCUUAAAAUGCAAUAGAUGUUCUAGAAUUUAAUUAGGUACAAGUAGGAUGAUUAAUAAUAAAAGUUGCCUUCAUUUUGAUUAGUCUAGAAAGAUGAUGUUACUCAGUACUUAGUUCUGUUAGGAUUGUAAAUUAUCAUUACUUUUAACUUGUAUUAUGAUUAUGUAUUGUUGAAUGUAUUUUUAUUUAAAUUUUAUUUUCUUAUCAGGACAUUAAAAUGUUUUGUAACAUUGCUUGAGAGUAACUCACAAAUAAAUUACACCAAACUUGA
This is a messenger RNA of Columba livia (rock pigeon), 5026 nucleotides long. RefSeq names its product RAS p21 protein activator 2 (gene RASA2). Gene Ontology annotation, molecular function: phospholipid binding; GTPase activator activity. Gene Ontology annotation, biological process: negative regulation of Ras protein signal transduction; regulation of GTPase activity; intracellular signal transduction. The record is from RefSeq and is a predicted model, not a curated record. NCBI's taxonomy places the organism in Eukaryota, Metazoa, Chordata, Aves, Columbiformes, Columbidae. Bases 127 to 2658 code for a protein of 843 amino acids. The transcript is spliced from 25 exons.